Messenger RNA from Microbotryum saponariae, 1146 nucleotides. The record is from the annotation of a GenBank genome assembly. Lineage: Eukaryota; Fungi; Basidiomycota; Microbotryomycetes; Microbotryales; Microbotryaceae.
AUGUCGACCGAGCAACUACCCACUCCCAAGACGUUUCAUAUUGGCGGCAUUGCGGCCCACGUCUACGGCCUGUCCUCUCCCCUGCUUCGCAACACCUCGUCCGGCGUUCCUGACACCGCUGAGGGUGUGACGGUGCUGUUUUUCCUUCAUGGUCGGUUUGGACAUUCGCUCGAACCACGCUACGUCAAGCCCAUACAGUCGUUUCUCGAGGCUGCUGAGCGAGCGGGGAAGAAGCUCGUCGUCAUCGCCUUCGACCAACGGAACCAUGGGCAGAGGACCGUUGACAAGGAUCGGAACAAGGGAUGGAAGGACGAUGGAACGAAGGUUGGAGAAUCGAACAACGAAAGCCAUGCGGGGGACAUGAUCGCGAUUCAGCGUCAGUUCACCUCCUUGGGCCUGGCUCCGGAGCUGCCCCGGAUCAAAAGCUUUCGGUCCGGGACCUUUGCUGCCGUGCCCAAUGCUCACUGACCUCAUGCGGACCAACGGUGUCGUUCAUCAACCCGGCUUCCAGUGGGAACUGCUCGAGAUGUUUCCUUUUUGAUCGACUUCGCUGAGAUCUCGGUCUGGCCUCGAGGGGAGCAACGAGUGGCCCAAUGGUGGUGCGCUGGCGUUUCUCUUGGAGGCCACUCAACUUGGCUUGCUUUGGCGCAUGGUAAGUCGACGAAAGGCUGGCUUACUUAUCUGCCGAGCUGACUGUGAAAUCAAUGCACGUUCGUGCACCUGACAGAGCCUCGCAUCACUCUCGGCAUCCCAAUCGUGGGCUCCCCCGACAUGCUGACGCUUUUGACGGCUCGAGCUCGGUCACUCGACCUGGCUAUUGAGGCUCCGCAUUUCCCCAGCCGACUCCUUGAGCUUUGGCAACGAUUGGAUCCUAUCCAUGCCCCUCCCAAAGCUUACGAAGGCAAAAGAAUACUCAUCUUGAGCGGAGCUGAGGACGAAUUGGUCAACUUUGUGAAGGGAGGGACCGACGACUUUGUUAGCUCAAAACUGAACAAGGCCGUGGGGAAAAACGGCUGCGUGCAAGUAUGGGUGCAGGAGAAGACUGGGCACACCUACUCUCAAGAGAUGAUCGAGAGGACGUGCCGGUUUUUGGUAGAGACAGGCUGGGACUUGUCCGCAGCAGCGCAGGGGCAAAGUCUGACUUGA